Messenger RNA from Nasonia vitripennis (jewel wasp), 2494 nucleotides. RefSeq lists its product as uncharacterized. The record is from RefSeq and is a predicted model, not a curated record. Bases 288 to 1607 code for a protein of 439 amino acids. Gene Ontology annotation, molecular function: DNA binding. Gene Ontology annotation, biological process: negative regulation of DNA-templated transcription. Lineage: Eukaryota; Metazoa; Arthropoda; Insecta; Hymenoptera; Pteromalidae. The transcript is spliced from 8 exons.
AAUUAUACAAAGUAUAUAUCAAAAUAUAUAUAUGGUUGGUAAUGUUGUACGAACAUGUUAUGUUAUAUGUGAAAAGGGUUUGUUGGCAGAUAAUUAUAUUUUUCUAUAAUUAUAAAAAGUGGAAUAUCUCAAUUUAAGCUGUUGUGUACCAGCGUAUACUUUAAAUCUUUUCAGACUACGUAUAACAUUAGCAAAAUAUUUUUGGCUAUUCGUGUGUGUAUAAAAUUAUAUAUUCUCAAAUAAAAACAUCUCACACCUCAUUAUUGCUAAAAGUUAAUGUUAUAAUUAUGGAGGAAUUGUACGCAUGCGUCAGGUUUACUGAUGAGUUGAAAAAAAAUCAGUUUGUAUCUAUCAAGGAGAUUAAAGUUGAUAAAAGUGAUACGCAUCACAUAAGACCUGCAACGGUUGAUGACUUUGAUCCUCAACGCCAGUAUGAUAUAUUGUGGUGCCUUUGUGAUACCAUUGAUUGCACAGACAUAAACAAUAAAAGCUGUGAAUACCACAAAGGAUACAUUGUAUGUCUUGCAGAGACUUUAGCCGAUGCUGAAGAAAAAGGCAAUUCAACUCGUUUUCGCCUUCCAAGAAAAAUUUUUUCACCCUCUGACCCAAAGCUACCUUCAAAUUCUCAAACGAUUCUGCAGAAAAACUGCAGUCAAUCUACUGUCUCUGGUUUGCAUAAUUUUAAUGAGAAGCUUGUAGUAAAACUAGAUAACUUGAAUCACGCUAAAGCUAUUGAGAAAGCAAAAUUGAGAGCUUCUAAAGAGCAAUUAGGCGCAUAUGCAAAGAAUCAAUUUACAGGUGGUCGGAAAAGUUUUCUGAGUUUCAGUCAAAAUGAUCAUGAUAAUGGAAAAAGGCGUAGCAAUGAAGAUGAACAUAAUGUUAAUGGUCCAUUAUUAAAUAAGAAAUCUCGAACAGCAAGAGAAAAGGAUCCUCUUUCUCUAGAUGAAGAUAGUGAACCAGAGAUUCCUGAUGACUAUGAAGACAGUUAUUCUGAAAAAGAGACUCGUUCAAGACCAACCACUCCAAUAGAUAAUUUAUCCGAUACUCAUGAGGGGACUAAUGAUCAGACAUUACAUGAUGGAAUUGAACGUGACAACUUAAGACCAGUGCGAGGCAUUCGUAAGCCACCAAAGCAAGCUAGACCAAGACAAUUACAACCUGCUGAAAUAAGUGCAGAUGAACGAGCGAUAAACUUAUAUAUCACACCUGAAGCUGUUGAUGUUGAUCCUCGAGAUAGACAAAAAUAUCAAACUUUUGAGAACAAUAUGAUCUAUUUAGGAGGAGGAAAAGCUGUGGACAAAGAAUUUUGGGAAUUUUUGAAACUACGAGGUGAUUUGCUUUUCUUGAGAGAAACAGCAGAACUUAUUUGUGGUAAACACGACUUAGUAAACAGAUGUAUCAAAGAAAAAAAAACCUCUGUUACUAUACAAGGUCGUAGUCCUCGGAAAGCAAUCCCACCAAGCAAAUAUUUUUUAAUACGAGAAUUGUUUCAAGAUUAUAUGAAAGAAAGAGAGUAUGACAAGUCAACCAGAGAUAGAUUGCUAUCUACUUUUAAUCGACAGUUAGGUUAUAAAAUCCAAGAUUUAAGAAAAGCUUUGUUCAAUUAAGUUAUGCUUCCAAAAAUCCGUUCUGUAUUUUGUAACCAAAAAAAGUUCUUGUCUCUUAUGCCCAAAGGAUCAAAAGUCAUUAGACUAACUAACUAAUUAAGAAUUACUUAGUUCUUUUGUUGAAAGUCACAAUAUAAUGUGAUUUUGAAAAAGUGAAGUGGCGAUUUGAGAUUAUCGCUAUUGGUUGAUCACACUUACUAAGAUUUUUAUAAUUAUUAGUGUUGAAUAUAAAUUAUCAAAAACAUGUGUUCCUCUCCCUAAAUCAAAGGGUAAAAGUCAUUAGAAUUAUUAAGUUAUUCUGUUUAUUGUCACUAUAUAAUAUCGUCGCUCCCUACGAAAAAAUUUGAGAAAAUUAAAAAAUUUGUCAUUUAUAAGGUUUUAAUAAAAAAUGUUAGAAUCAUUAAAUUAAAAUUUUUUUUUCGAUAAUUCUAAGGAUAUUAGAAUUUUAUUAGUUGCUACCGAAUUACUAUUUGUUUUUUUUUUCUUUAAUGAUGGAACUAUUCAUAUGGAAAAGAUCUGGGAUCUAUUACUUUUCGUGGCAAGAAUUGAAAUCCCUACUCUUCGUGGCAAAUCUGAAAUCUACUACUCUUCGUAGGGAGCGACGAUAUGAUGCUGAUAAAGUUCAAAGUAUUAUUUAAAAUUUUUAAUUUUGAAUCAUAAGAACUUUAAAGUUAAAACGCUACAAAUUCGUUGCAAGCAUACACUUUUUUUGCAAAGUAUUAAUUUUUCUAUCGUCAUUCUUCUUUACGACGUGGCAUGACUUCCAAAUAAUUAUUAAUAAAAAAUUUAUUAUAAACAGAUUAUUUAGAUGAUCAUUAAGAAAAAAAAUAUUUUUGUUGGAAAAUAAUGGAUAAAAUGUUAAGUUCUUAAUUAAAUAUUUAAGAAAA